AUCAUCUGAUCUGAAUACCAUGCGCUUCCUGAUUGAUCCGACCCAGCCACAGACCCUCAUCCGAUCUCUUGCCUCAAUCGCUCAGUAAUACUUAAGACCGACCGAAGGACAGGCAAUAAACCCCGCAACCGCUGGUCGGCAACACUUUCCCCUCGUACACUCCUGUAGGAAUCUUCACAAUUUACCCCUCGACAUGUAUUUUCUCCACCAUCACAGAGUCGUGCAGACCACCAACAAUUUCGUGAUUGCUAUGUUGUACUUGAUAUUCACUUUUGCCCUUGUACCAUCCAUAUUGGCAGCAGCAGUGCCUAGUCCUGCGACCUUGGAUUUACAACGUCGCAUUUCUCUGCGUUCAACAUACUCCGUUAACGAUUUCUGCUGUGCCAAGCUCGAUCCUCGCGGCGGAGCACAAUCUUCGGUCCAAACCUAUGAAAUGAUCCAAAUCUAUCAUCCACUUUCCAAACCCCACCCGUCCUUCGAAAGAGUAUUACUCCAAAAAAGCACAGAAACGUGCCAUCGAAGGGACCAGCAAACUCUUGGAGGCAACCAUGACCGAGCUGGGUAUCAACUUGCCGGACUCGGAGCUUAGGGAGGCGAUGCUGGUUUAUGGAUUCAUCGGAAAGCCGG
Molecule: messenger RNA, 627 nt
Organism: Lentinula edodes (shiitake mushroom)
Lineage: Eukaryota; Fungi; Basidiomycota; Agaricomycetes; Agaricales; Omphalotaceae
Exons: 4
Coding region: 194-589 (131 amino acids)
Source: RefSeq, a predicted model, not a curated record